Striga hermonthica is the source of this 1800-nucleotide messenger RNA. Lineage: Eukaryota; Viridiplantae; Streptophyta; Magnoliopsida; Lamiales; Orobanchaceae. The record is from the annotation of a GenBank genome assembly.
AUGUUCUCACCAUCGUUCAAUACCCGACAUGUAUUACAACAUCGAAAUCAACCACCCUCCAAUUUGCCAAAACACAAAAAGUUCCUCCGGCGCACAAGCUUGAACUUGUCCAUCAUCGCCGAGGACUCGUCUUCCCAAAGUCAUUCUCGAGAUGGGCUUCUACAUGACAACAAUGCGAAAAAUCGGCCCAUGAGCUCCAGCCGAGCAGGCCGCUUGUUGCAGUCUUGUUCUGGUCUUGAAGAAGUAAGGAAAACACAUGCUUUUGUUCUUAAGUUGGUGACCGAUCGAGACCCUUUCGUCAGCAACAAUUUGAUUAGCGUGUACGUAAAGUUCGGUGACCUGGCUGCUGCCCGCCAAGUUUUCGAUAAUAUGAACGAGCGGAGCAUCGUCUCGUGGACCGCGAUGCUCGAUGGCUACCGUAAACAACACUGCACGCAUUACGAAGCUCUGAACUUAUUCGUUGACCUCCUCGAGAGUGGGUCCCACGCGAACGCACACACUUAUGUUUGCCUCUUCAACCUCUGCAGCAGAACAUCCGAAAAACGGUUCGGGAGGCAGCUGCACGCUCGGGUCGUGAAGGCCCGGGCAAGCAAUAUCAUACUCGACUGCAGCAUAUUGCAUUUCUACUCAAAGAGCGGUGAAUUAACAACCGCUCUCGAUUUAUUCGACCGGAUGGGAGAGCGGGAUUUGAUCUCGUGGACUACGAUGAUCACGGCUUGUUCGCAGCACGGGCGUGGACGGGAGUCUUUUAACAUGCUGUCACGAAUGAUAUCUAGUGGGGUCCAGCCGAACGAGUUCACUAUUUGUAGUGUGUUAAACGCGUGCGGGGAAGAGAGAGAGCUGAAAUUCGGGAAGCAGCUGCACGGCAUUGUCGUGAAGAAGAACGCGUACGGUUCGGACGUGUAUUUAGGAACUGCGCUCGUGGAUUUUUACGGAAAGUGCCAGGAAACCGAGGAUGCCCGUAGAGUCUUUGACGGGAUGAAAAUACGAAACGAGGUCACUUGGACUGCUAUCAUAGCUGCAUACACGCGUAACAACAGCCUGGCAGAAGCGGCUAUAGCACUUUUCCGUAAAAUGUUGAGACUGAGAGUCCCGGAUAAUGAUCUAACUAUGGUUAGCCUAAUUCAAGCCUGCGGCUUUCUCGGGGCACUCCGUGCCGGGAAGGAACUGCACGCGCGGGUUCUCAAGGACUCUUUGCAAGAAAAUAAUAUUUUCAUCGGGAACGUGCUCGUUUGGCUCUAUUCCAAGUGUGGGGCCCACACGCAUGCGUUUAAGGUUCUCAAGCGCCUGCCCGAAAAAGACGUGGUCUCGUGGACGACGAUAAUAUCUAGUUGCGCUGGGCUGGGCCACGAGCAGGCGGCAAUCGGGUACUUGAAAUCGAUGAUGGGCCAUGGGGUGGAGCCCAAUUCGUUUACCUACUCUUCGGCUUUGAAAGCGUGCGCGAAAUUGGCGGACGUGAGGUACGGGAGACUCGUCCAUUCGUCUGUCAAUAAAAGUCCGGCUGCAUUGGCGAACGUGUUUGUGGGGAGUGCCUUGGUGCAUAUGUACUCUAGGUGCGGGCACCUGCCCGAGGCUGCCCUGGUUUUUGACGGAAUGCCCGAGAGGAACCGGGUAUCAUGGCAGGCGAUGGUCGUGGCCUAUGCUAGGAACGGGCUAUGCAGUGAGGCCCUGCGGCUCGUUUACAGGAUGAGGGCAGAGGGAGUUGAGGUGGACGAUUAUGUCCUCUCGACUGUUAUUAGUGCCUGUGGGGAUUUUAAGUGGGAAGAAAUGUCCUCGAAAGAUGUUGUGUUGCAAAUUUAA